AGUUGCUCUUUAGCGUUGAACGACACGUCGGCCGUGUUGACGGCAUUUGACGUGUCCCCGUCACAACAAUGGCGGAUACCGUAGACGAAGCUCUUCAGGGCAGCUGGGACCAGGAUCUAGCUGAGGCUCUGGACUCGGGCGGCUCUGACAUGGAGAUGGAGAGAGGCAUCAUCCAGGUCCAGGAGCAUUCAGUUCAACAUAGGGCCAAGAUGUGGAAGAUCGCUCUAAAUGUCUCUGGAAAAGGAGACAGCCUGUCUCCUUGGGACGGCGUCCUUGAUUUACCAGAACAGACCCUUAUUCACAACCGCAGUCAACAACUGAUUGACCAGCUGAAAGUAUCCGAGGAAGAGAGACGUGAUAUGGUGUCUGACGUUGAGUCAGUCAUCACUUUCUACUGCAAGUCCCGCAACAUUUCCUUCACCCCAGAGCUGAGCUGGCCGCACCUGCUCAAACCACUGCUGGGGCUUCAGCUUCCCCGCAGCGACCUCUACAACUGCUUCUACGCAGUCAUGAACAAAUACAUCCCCAGGGACUGCGUGCCAAACGGCCGGCCCUUCCACCUGUACAGACUACUGCUGCAGUACCAUGAGCCAGAGCUCUGCUCCUUUCUGGACACCAAAAAGAUCACACCUGACUCCUAUGCCAUCAACUGGAUGGGAAGUCUGUUUUCCAGCCACUGCCCUCCAGACGUCACCCAGGCUGUGUGGGACUGCUAUCUACGGCAGGCCGACCCCUUCCUCAUCUUCUUCCUCAUGCUCAUCAUCCUCAUCAAUGCCAAGGAAGCCAUCCUUUCAGACCAAGGAGGCAGCAAAGAGGACAUCAUCAAAAUGCUGGAAGCGUCUCCUUCUCACCUGGAAUCGGAGGACAUUGAAGAUUUGUUUUCUCUGGCCCAGUAUUACCAGAGCAAGACCCCUCUGUCUCUCAGAAAGAUGAACCAGAAUCUGUUUGGUAGCAGCCUGGUGGCUCUGAAAGAAGAGGACACUGACCUGAGUCAGGCACUGUGUCUCCCUGUGUCUGUCCCUGAGAUCCUGCAGGCCAACCAGCUGCAGCAGGAUGGAGUACGUUUCUUUGUGGUGGAUUGUCGGCCUGCAGAGCAGUACAACGCUGGGCACCUGUCCACGGCCUUCCACCUGGACUCUGACCUGAUGCUCCAGACCCCCUCUGAGUUUGCUCUAUCUGUGAAGUCCCUGUUGGAGGCUCAGAAACAGUCUUUAGAGUCAGGCUCCAUUGCCAGCGGAGAGCACCUGUGCUUCAUGGGCAGCGGCAGGGAGGAGGAGGACAUGUACAUGAACAUGGUGUUGGCCCAUUUCCUGCAGAAAAACAAAGAAUAUGUCAGCAUUGCUGAAGGAGGUUUCAUGGCCCUCCAAAAGCAUCUGGUGGACAUGAAUAUUGAGGGUCUUGACUCUUCGUACAUCCACUGGAUCGUCAGCACGUCCGGAUCUCACAGCAGCCUCAGCUCUGCCAAUGGAGAGUCACUAAGUAGCCCUGGAGACGGCAAAGGCGUCAAGUCUUUGGUCAACAAAAUGACAUUUGCUCUCAAGUCCAAGUCAGUGAACGUAAAGGAGAAGAUGAUCAGCUUCAUCGAGAACACCUCCACCCCUGUAGACCGAAUGUCUUUCAAUCUGCCCUGGCCAGAGAAGGUGAUUCCAGAUCGGCACGUGAGCAGCAGCGAUCACGUCGGCAAACCUUACCGGGGGGUGAAGCCUGUUUUCAGUAUUGGUGAUGAGGAGGAGUAUGAUACAGAUGAGAUCGACAGCUCAUCCAUGUCAGACGACGACAGGAAGGAGAUUGUCAACAUUCAAACCUGGACAAAUAAACCAGAUGUAAAGCAUCACAUUCCAUGUAAUGAGGUCAAAGAAACUGGCCACAUGUUCCCCAGCCACUUGUUGAUCACAGCAACUCACAUGUACUGCUUGCGGGAGAUCGCCUCGAGGAAAGGCUUUGCCUACAUCCAAUCCAGACAAGCACUGAACUCUGUGGUGAAGAUCACAUCCAAAAAGAAGCACCCAGAACUGAUUACAUUCAAGUUUGGCAGCAACAACUCAGCUGGAGUGGAGAUAUCAGCAGUCGAAAGAUAUUUGAUACCCAACGCAGGCGAUGCCACCAAAGUCAUUAAGCAGCAGAUCAUGAAAGUCCUAGAUGCUCUGGAGAGCUCGUAAAGGGAGACGGCGGUGUCGUGACGGCCAGCUGUGACACAAACUGUAACCAGAGUCUCUGUCUGCCGAGAGUGAAACCUUGUCCUGCUCUCCCUCGGGUGUCCUCCCUGCUGGACACACCAGUGCAGUGUUGACUGUGAAGCCCUGUGUGUCCGUGUUUGGGACAUGGCGGGCACACUGCUGGCUGCGGGGCCUGUGGGACAGGCUGUGAGUGUUGAAAUACUUAGGUGCUCCACGGUCGUCCAACCAUUCUCUUUCACUAAGUUAAAAAAACAAUAUUGGUUGUACUGUAUGUUCUUCUUAAUCAUUGAUAAAACAUGGGAUCUCAUCUACAAUUCUACUUUGGCAAACUUCCCUCCGGCCUUAAGGUAGCAUACUGACCGAGCUCUUUAAUCACUACAUGACCGACCUUUUCCUUUCCACUUAAAGCAUCUCAGUUCUGACUAGGGAACAGUAUUGUAGCUCAGUCAUGUCUCUUAGUUUUCCCUCUCAGAUUCCCCCCUCAAAAAAGCAUUGCUCACAUGCACGAGUUGGGUUUCCUAACGCAACAACUGUUUUUGAUAACUUGAUUUUCCAGGCCGCCUUAAAUAGAAAUUAUUUGAGGAUGUUUAUAAAUAUGUGAUGUGUAUAUAUAAUGUGUAAACUGCUCUAUAUCCGCUCAGACCUUUGCAAUGUCAUUUUGAAAGCAUAUCCUGAUGGUUAGAAUAUGCUUAAACUUAAAACUGGCUUCUAAGCCAGCUCGCACGUUUUGAAGUAUCCUUUCUGUCUAGAUUAAGAAGUACACCUUUUACAGAUUUUCUGGGAGAUAUUUAUACAUUUAAUAAUGAAUUAACCUCCUCUCAUAGUAGUCUGAUGUAGCUCUCAGAAAGCACCAUUCACAGCCCCUCUGGGCUACAUUAGUAUUACAAGACGAGCUUUGGUGAUUGCAGUUAAGACUCUGAGCACCUCAGUAUUUUUUCCAUCCCAUUCAGAUUCAGUAUGUAAAUUAUUAUUCCCCCAGUUAACCUGAUUUAAAAAAUGCCCAGGUGAAAUAAAUCUCUGGUUAUAUUAGCAUCUGAAAGGCUAUUACUGUAAUUGAAGCAACACCAUGCUAACUAAAAAAGAAAAGUCAUAUAUCUAUGCUUUCAAAUCAAGUGUGUCUUGUCCAUUAUCUUAGUCGAAACUAAGCAGCUUUAGUUUUCUUGCCACUGUUGCCUUCGGCCUCAUGCCUGCGAUGUGUGAUAUUGGCUCCAGCAGUGGCAACAUAUCGCAGUAUAUCGCUGCUUCUCCUCUAAUCUUUUCCUCGCUUUGUUCUUGCUUACUUAUUAAUUUGCGUUAGAAGUCGAGUUGUGUAGGCAGCCUGGGUUUAAAGUGAUGCAGCAGCUUCCUGACCGCUCCACUUGUCCAGAGAGGAUUUAUCCCGGUCAUCUGUUAAAACAAAAUGAGGGGAGAGGUCAACCUGAGUAAAACAUAGGGCACAUUUAGAAUAUGGGUGACAAAAACUAAAACUUGAAUCAAAGAGUCUGGUCUUUCUUCACUCCAGUCUUUCAUAGCAUUCCCAUGUAAUCCAUGCUUUGUGUUGUUUUGUGGUAUUUGUGAGUAUUGACUGGAACAUCCCCAGGAGUCUUUAAUUACUCUGUAACAUCACUGGCAGAGGAUGUCACCGCUAGUCGAAAUGCAACAUGUCUCAAGUGUAAUUUGCACCUUACUGUACUGCUAUUAUUUUCUAAGUGUUUCUGUUUGUAAUAAAUGAAGAUUAUUCGAA
Messenger RNA from Perca flavescens (yellow perch), 3900 nucleotides. It is a transcript of the gene tbc1d23, whose product is annotated as TBC1 domain family, member 23. Gene Ontology annotation, cellular component: trans-Golgi network. NCBI's taxonomy places the organism in Eukaryota, Metazoa, Chordata, Actinopteri, Perciformes, Percidae. The transcript has 19 exons. The record is from RefSeq and is a predicted model, not a curated record. The coding region runs from base 69 to 2159 and encodes 696 amino acids. Gene Ontology annotation, biological process: retrograde transport, endosome to Golgi; embryonic brain development.